Messenger RNA from Coregonus sp. 'balchen', 6779 nucleotides. The record is from the annotation of a GenBank genome assembly. Lineage: Eukaryota; Metazoa; Chordata; Actinopteri; Salmoniformes; Salmonidae.
AUGCAGGCGGAAUCACCCGUAACUUCUCCGAAAUUUGAUUUGUUAGAUUCGUGUGGUAAAUUCCGUGUGCUGGUUGGUGUCACGGGUAGUGUGGCAGCUCUCAAAGUGCCCCUAUUGGUCUCCCAACUUCUAGAGUUACCCGGGGUAAGUAGAUAGCUAUCUAACUGGGAUUUAUUUUCCGCUAGCUAUAGUUGGAUUCCUGAGUCGGCGUUACUCAAACAAGUCAAAGUAUGGUGUCCAACGUUGCUUCUGUGACCUGCACAUGCAUGAUUGUACCGCUGGAGGACGAUGUUCCCCUUGUAUCAAACCAAACCAAUAUGCUGUAUUGUCAAGAGGGGUUAUCAUGCAACUAACAGAAACUGACGGGGGAAAUUCCCCCCAAAAUAGUUAUUUACAUAUCCUAGAGGUGUAUUCACGACGUUACACUUCUAAUAUCAGGUCAUAUCAGCAUUAACCGAACGUAGCAGGUUAAUGCUACCACAUCCGGUUUUCAGCAGAAAAGGAAGCUCGGUUGAAUUAGCUGUAGCCCUAAAAACCGGAUGCAUCCGGUUGUUGGCUACUCUGCUAAGGGUGCAUCAGCAUUAACCUGUUAUUUAGAUAAUAAACACUUCUAAUAUCAGGUCAUAUCUGCAUUAACCUAAUGUAGCAGGUUAACACUACAACAUCCGAUUUUCAGCAGAAAAGGAAGCUAGGUUGAAUUAGCUGUAUCCCCGAAAACCUAUUAUUUAGACAGGCCUAGAUAAUAAUAAUAAUAAUAAUAAUAAUAAUAAUCCAAAGCGAUUUACAGUCAUGUGUGCAUACAUUUUUACGUAUGGGUGGUCCCGGGGAUCGAACCCACUACCCUGGCGUUACAAGCGCCAUGGUCUACCAAUUGAGCUACAGAGGACCACAAUUGAGCUACAUAGGCAUAGAUAAUCAACACUUCUAAUAGCAGGUCAUAUCUGUUUUAACCUGUUAUUUAGACAGGCCUAGCUAAAUUAUCAAACCGUUACCGGCACACUCAAUUCCUCUGAAGAUCUAUUCGUUAGUCAUAUAGGUGGCUUACCUAGAAGAAUAUCAGAAUAUCCAAUUAUGGACAUUUGUAGAGGCACAAAUAGAGGUAAAUCACAAAUAAGGUUCGGACAUCAGCCAUAAAAAAACGAAUCCUCUUAUCUAAACUGUAACCCUGCAAUAUAAUUAAUAAUUCAUCUAUUUGUUCAACCUUUCAUGUGAUUGGUUCUAUUUUUGGGAGUGCCGACUGUACAAGACAAUGGAAAAGUCAUUCCCCUACCCAAGAAUAGUAAAGCCCCCUUUACUGGCUUACUGGGGAUCCAUAAUAAACCCCAGGAAGAGUAGCUGCUGCCUUGGCAGGAACUAAUGGGGAUCCAUAAUAAACCCCAGGAAGAGUAGCUGCUGCCUUGGCAGGAACUAAUGGGGAUCCAUAAUAAACCCCAGGAAGAGUAGCUGCUGCCUUGGCAGGAACUAAUGGGGAUCCAUAAUAAACCCCAGGAAGAGUAGCUGCUGCCUUGGCAGGAACUAAUGGGGAUCCAUAAUAAACCCCAGGAAGAGUAGCUGCUGCCUUGGCAGGAACUAAUGGGGAUCCAUAAUAAACCCCAGGAAGAGUAGCUGCUGCCUUGGCAGGAACUAAUGGGGAUCCAUAAUAAACCCCAGGAAGAGUAGCUGCUGCCUUGGCAGGAACUAAUGGGGAUCCAUAAUAAACCCCAGGAAGAGUAGCUGCUGCCUUGGCAGGAACUAAUGGGGAUCCAUAAUAAACCCCAGGAAGAGUAGCUGCUGCCUUGGCAGGAACUAAUGGGGAUCCAUAAUAAACCCCAGGAAGAGUAGCUGCUGCCUUGGUAGGAACUCAUGGGGAUCCAUAAUAAACCCCAGGAAGAGUAGCUGCUGCCUUGGCAGGAACUAAUGGGGAUCCAUAAUAAAUACAAAUAGGCCUACAUUCAUUUAUGCGCAAUCUCACCUUUUAUUUAGAAAGUUAAUCAUUUUUGAUUAUGCUGCUUUGUUUGAACCUCUCUGCUCUUGAGUAAUGUAUGAUAGAAUAGAACCCUUCCAUAGGUCGUAGAGGCUAGGGGUUGAUCCUAGGGGAUAGGGGUUAGGGGUUGAUCCUAGGGGAUAGGGGUUAGGGGUUGAUCCUAGGGGAUAGGGGUUAGGGGUUGAUCCUAGGGGAUAGGGGUUAGGGGUUGAUCCUAGGGGAUAGGGGUUAGGGGUUGAUCCUAGGGGAUAGGGGUUAGGGGUUGAUCCUAGGGGAUAGGGGUUAGGGGUUGAUCCUAGGGGAUAGGGGUUAGGGGUUGAUCCUAGGGGAUAGGUGGUAGGGGAUUUGGGGUUGAGAGGAAAGCACUUUUUAAAGAACAACUGGUGGAAUGAGAUCGAUAUCCAUCCAGGAUACCCAGGCCAGGUCAAUUAGGAAGGCCUGCUCGCUAAAGUGUUUUAGGGAGCGUUUGACAGUGAUGAGGGGUGGUCGUUUGACCGCGGACCCGUUACGGACGCAGGCAAUAAGGCAGUGAUCGCUGAGAUCCUGGUUGAAGACAGCGUAGGUGUAUUUAGAGGGUAAAUUAGUCAGGAUGAUAUCUAUGAGGGUGCCCAUGUUUACGGAUUUAGGGUUGUACCUGGUAGGUUCCUUGAUAAUUUGUGUGAGAUUGAGGGCAUCUAGUUUGGAUUGUAGGAUGGCCGGGGUGUUAAGCAUAUCCCAGUUUAGGUCACCAAGCAGUACGAACUCUGAGAAUAGAUGGGGGGAAAUCAGUUCACAUAUGGUGUCCAGGGCACAGCUGGGGGCUGAGGGGGGUCUGUAGCAAGCGGCAACAGUGAGAGACUUAUUUCUGGAAAGGUGGAUUUUUAGAAGUAGAAGCUCAAACUGUUUGGGCACAGACCUGGAUAGUAUGAUAGAGCUCUGCAGGCUAUCUCUACAGUAGAUUGAACUCUGCCCCCUUUGGCAGUUCUAUCUAGACAGAAAAUGUUGUAGUUGGGGAAGGAAAUGUCUGAAUUUUGGUGGCCUUCCUAAGCCAGGAUUCAGACACUGCUAGAACAUCAGAGUUGGCGGAGUGUGCUAACGCAGUGAAUAACUCAAACUUAGGAAGGAGGCUUCUGAUGUUAACAUGCAAAAAGCCAAGGCUUUUACGGUUACAGAAGUCAACAAACGAUAGCGCCUGGUUGAUCCUAGGGUAUAGGGGUUAGGGGUUGAUCCUAGGGGAGAGGUGGUAGGGGUUAGGGGUUGAUCCUAGGGGAUAGGUGGUAGGGGCUAGGGGUUGAUCAUAGGGGAGAGGUGGUAGGGGCUAGGGGUUGAUCCUAGGGGAUAGGUGGUAGGGGCUAGGGGUUGAUCCUAGGGGAUAGGUGGUAGGUGUUAGGGGUUGAUCCUAGGGUAGAGGUGGUAGGGGCUAGGGGUUGAUCCUAGGGGAUAGGUGGUAGGUGUUAGGGGUUGAUCCUAGGGGAGAGGUGGUAGGGGCUAGGGGUUGAUCCUAGGGGAGAGGUGGUAGGGGCUAGGGGUUGAUCCUAGGGGAGAGGCGGUAGGGGCUAGGGGUUGAUCCUAGGGGAGAGGUGGUAGGUGUUAGGGGUUGAUCCUAGGGGAGAGGUGGUAGGGGCUAGGGGUUGAUCCUAGGGGAGAGGUGGUAGGGGCUAGGGGAGAGGUGGUAGGGGCUAGGGGUUGAUCCUAGGGGUUAGGGGUUAGGGGUUGAUCCUAGGGGAGAGGUGGUAGGGGCUAGGGGUUGAUCCUAGGGGUUAGGGGUUAGGGGUUGAUCCUAGGGGAGAGGUGGUAGGGGCUAGGGGUUGAUCCUAGGGAAUAGGUGGUAGGGGCUAGGGGUUGAUCCUAGGGGAGAGGUGGUAGGGGCUAGGGGUUGAAACUAGGGGUUGAUCCUAGGGACUAGGGGUUGAUUGUAGGGGAGAGAUGGUAGGGGCUAGGGGUUGAUCCUAGGGGAUAGGUGGUAGGGGUUAGGGGUUGAUCCUAGGGGAUAGGUGGUAGGGGCUAGGGGUUGAUCCUAGGGGAGAGGUGGUAGGGGCUAGGGGUUGAUCCUAGGGGUUAGGGGUUGAUCCUAGGGGUUGAUCCUAGGGGCUAGGGGUUGAUCCUAGGGGUUAGGGGUUGAUCCUAGGGUAUAGGUGGUAGGGGCUAGGGGUUGAUCCUAGGGGUUGAUCCUAGGGGUUAGGGGUUGAUCCUAGGCGUUAGGGGUUGAUCCUAGGGGCUAGGGGUUGAUCCUAGGGGUUAAGGGUUGGUUUGUGUUUCAAGGUUGGAAUAACACCCUUAUUGUCCUCUCCCCUCUGCAGGUGGAUGUGCGUGUUGUCUCUACAGAACACGCCAAGCACUUCUACAACCCUGCUGAGGUGGCUGUCAGCGUCUACAGCGACGCAAAUGAGUGGGAGGUUGGUUAUCAAACACAGCUCCUGUCUAGAUAAGAUAGAGCUUAGGUCAAAUUGACGUCAAAAGUUGCAUUUUAGCUAACCCUAACCCUUUUCCUAACCUUAACCUAAUUAUCCUAACCUGCUGCGUAAGUUCUCCUAACCUGCCGCGUAAGUUCUCCUAACCUGCUAUGAAAAGUCAAUUCUGACCAUAAGCAGUAUACCAUCUAGUGAAGACCUCAAACACAGGGUUUAGACAUGUAGAGUUAUAAUUGACUUCUAGUUGACUGGGAGGCAGGUAGCCUAGCGGUUAAAGGGUAGCCUAGCGGUUAAAGGGUAGCCUAGCGGUUAAAGGGUAGCCUAGCGGUUAAAGCAUUGGGUCAGUAACCAAAGGCAGGUAGCCUAGCGGUUAAAGCAUUGGGUCAGUAACCAAAGGCAGGUAGCCUAGCGGUUAAAGCAUUGGGUCAGUAACCAAAGGCAGGUAGCCUAGCGGUUAAAGGGUAGCCUAGCGGUUAAAGCAUUGGGUCAGUAACCAAAGGCAGGUAGCCUAGCGGUUAAAGCAUUGGGUCAGUAACCAAAGGCAGGUAGCCUAGCGGUUAAAGCAUUGGGUCAGUAACCAAAGGCAGGUAGCCUAGCGGUUAAAGCAUUGGGUCAGUAACCAAAGGCAGGUAGCCUAGCGGUUAAAGCAUUGGGUCAGUAACCAAAGGCAGGUAGCCUAGCGGUUAAAGCAUUGGGCCAGUAACCAAAUGCCUGAGCCGAAUACCUGAGCCGACAAGGUGAAAAAUAUGUCGAUGUGCCCUUGAGCAAGGCACUUAACCCAAAUUGCUCCAGGGGUGACGUACUACUGUGGCUGACCCUGUAAAACAACACAUUUCACUUCACCUAUCCGGUAUAUGAGACAAUAAAAUAUAUAUACUGUAUUUUUUACUGGUCUUAUAUUUCUAAAUCUAAUUGCGGUAAAAACACCGUUUGGAAAUCAAAUGUCUACUGCUGAAAAGAGAAGACGAAUCUGUCUGUAGUUAGGCUAACAAAAUAAUUUCUCAACUCAUCAUAUUGAGCGACUAGCGGAGCGCAUCUGCCAUCCCCGGUAAGUGCACAUAUUCCUUUCUGCAAUGUGUAUUUAUCCUCUUGCAGAUGUCAGAAAGCCCUGGUUCCAGUCUCACAUCAAGGUAAAGUGUUGACUGGACUCUAUUGGACCCCAGUGGGGUUGGGAGGUACGACUCAGUGGGGUUGGGAGGCAGGACUCAGUGGGGUUGGGAGGCAGGACUCAGUGGGGUGGGGAGGCAGGACUCAGUGGGGUUGGGAGGUACGACUCAGUGGGGAGGGGAGGCAGGACUCAGUGGGGUUGGGAGGCAGGACUCAGUGGGGUGGGGAGGCAGGACUCAGUGGGGUUGGGAGGCAGGACUCAGUGGGGGAGGGGGAGGCAGGACUCAGUGGGGAGGGGAGGCAGGACUCAGUGGGGUUGGGAGGCAGGACUCAGUGGGGUGGGGAGGCAGGACUCAGUGGGGUGGGGAGGGGAGGCAGGACUCAGUGGGGUGGGGAGGGGAGGCAGGACUCAGUGGGGGUUGGGAGGCAGGACUCAGUGGGGGUUGGGAGGGGAGGCAGGACUCAGUGGGGUUGGGAGGCAGGACUCAGUGGGGUGGGGAGGCAGGACUCAGUGGGGUGGGGAGGCAGGACUCAGUGGGGUGGGGAGGCAGGACUCAGUGGGGUGGGGGUGGGGAGGCAGGACUCAGUGGGGUUGGGUUGGGAGGCAGGACUCAGUGGGGUGGGGAGGCAGGACUCAGUGGGGUGGGGUUGGGAGGCAGGACUCAGUGGGUCCAAGGAUAAGCCAGACUUGUGGAGGUCUACAAUUUUCUUUCUGAGGUCUUGGCUGAUUUCUUUGGAUUUCCCUAUGAUGUCAAGCAAAGAGGCACUGAGUUUGAAGGUAGGCCUUGAAAUACAUCCACAGGUAUACCUCCAAUUGACUCAAAUGAUGUCAAUUAGCCUAUCAGAAGCUUCUAAAGCCAUGACAUCAUUUUCUGGAAUUUUCUAACCUGUUUAAAGGCAAAGUCAACUAAGUGUAUGUAAACUUCUGACCCACUGGAAUUGUGAUACAGUGAAUUAUAAGUGAAAUAAUCUGUCUGUAAACAUUUGUUAGAAAAAUUACUUGUGUCAUGCACAAAGUAGAUGUCCUAACCGACUUGCCAAAACUAUAGUUUGUCAACAAGACAUUUGUGGAGUGGUUGAAAAAGUUUAUGUAUCCUUCCGACUUCAACUGUAAAUGUGAUAAUGUUGUGAAUACUGUUCCUCUUUCUUAGCUGUGGACCCAGCGCUCUGACCCUGUGCUGCACAUAGAGCUGAGACGUUGGGCUGACCUCCUCGUUAUAGCCCCUCUGGACGCUAACACACUGGGGAAGAUCGCCAGCGGCAUCUGUGACAACUUACUGGUGAGAUCCUGUACUGGUAGACUGACAGGGCACGGUUAG